UUCUCGCCAAAAAUGCCGCUGGAAAGUUUCACCAUCGGCAAAGUGAUCGGUAAGGGAAGUUAUGGAGAGGUUUAUUUGGCGAAGCAUCGCAAAGAUCGAAAGCAGUAUGUUAUGAAGAAGGUCGACCUUUCUAAAGCCUCUGAAAGGGAAAGGAAAGCGGCUGAACAAGAGGCAAAAUUGUUAUCUCAGUUGCGGCAUCCCAACAUUGUUUCUUACCGGGAAUCGUUUCAAGAUGAAUCAGGAUUUCUCUAUAUCAUAAUGAACUUCUGUGAGGGAGGUGAUCUGUAUACAAAGCUGAAAGCACAGUCUAAAGAAGGAAAAGUACUUGAAGAGACACAAGUUGUUGAGUGGUUUGUCCAAAUAGCCAUGGCAUUGCAGUAUAUGCAUGAGAGGAAUGUUCUUCACAGAGAUCUAAAAACCCAAAACAUUUUUUUGACAAAGAGCAAGAUAAUCAAAGUUGGUGAUCUUGGUAUAGCAAGAGUUUUGGAAACAUCCUAUGAUAUGGCAACCACAAUGAUUGGAACGCCAUACUAUAUGUCUCCAGAGCUAUUUUCUAACAAGCCUUAUAACCAUAAGUCUGACGUUUGGGCUUUAGGCUGUUGCUUGUAUGAGAUGUGCACAUUGCGACAUGCAUUCAAUGCAAAGGAUAUGAGUUCUUUAGUUUACAAGAUACUUAAAGGAAAGAUUCCACCUCUGCCAUCAAAUUACAGUACUGAUCUGCGUGGGAUUGUGCAGAGUAUGUUGGAAUUAGAACCCGAGAAGAGACCCAGUGCCUCACGCCUUUUACGUCACACGUACAUCAAGAAACAGAUUGCUCUUUUCCUUGAGGGAACAAAAAAUAGACAAAAGCAGAAAACAGUUUCAAAGGAAGAACGAACCGCUAGUGCUAAAUCAAAAUCAUCUUCAUCAGAACCGCCCAAAUUAGAUUCUGGAUACGUAGGAUCUGUAUUUGAAGCUUCUAUCGCGACAGUUUCUGCUGUAGAUUGUGUUUUAGUCGACGAGAAGUCAGCAAAACAAUCACCAAAGCCUUCAUCGAGAAAUGACCAUGGUAGAUCUUCGGUAGAUUCCACAAGUUCGUCGAAUAGCUCUUCUGAAAAAGGAAGAACGGAGGUGGAUGUCAAGAAAACUGAGCAGAAAAAUGUUGUGGAUUUAAAACAAAAAGAACUGAUAAGGAAACAAAUGGGCGAGAGGAAGAAGUCGGCUGGUAGUGAGAGGACAAGUAAUAAACAGUCAGUGAAGGAGAGAGGUGGUGAAGGAAAAGAUGUUCCUGUCAGGAGAUCUUCGGAGGAUGUAAAGAAAGCAGCAGGUUUGGAGGAGAAGAGAGGUAAACCUAGUCCUGCCAAAUCAAGAACGCCCAAAGCGGAGCGACCCUUGCCCCAGCCUCCCAAAGGAGGACCUCCUGGGGGAGAUUUGCCUGCGUCAAGAAGUCCCAGAGCGAGGCGAAGAUACAAAGUAACGUCCAGUUCACACGCGGCCAGAUCCCAAUACGCCGAGGAAGAGGAGGAAGAAGAGGAAGAUGAUAAGAGUAACGCGGAUUCCGAAUCAAGUGCCAAGUCUGUUAGUGAAAGCACACCUUCGAGUGGCUUAUCGGCCCGUGAAAGACGACGGCUUAAACAGAAACAAAAGGGUGACAAAAACGUACCUACCCCACCCUCAGCACCUGUACUUCCCUCACCUAGUGAAGUGAUCGCCGCCAAGGUCAAACGUUCUCAAGAGAGCAGUCCAGGAGCCACUCCUAGGCAGGGGUCAGCGGGCGGCGAUCCUAGACGUCAGCUGAGUUCGGAGGGAUUUGAUAUCCCAGAUGGAGCCAGGCCUGUCGUGCGACAAGGAUCCGGCAAUGUUUCAAACACGGAAUCAGUUGAACAGGACAGCGACUCGGACUCGGAGCUGGAGGAGAUUAAUAUGGAUGAACCUUCUGCCUCUGCGCAGAGGAAUCCGCGCAGACAAAGUGACGUCACGUCUCUGAUCACUGCACUGGACACCACCUUGAAAAUGUCAAAUGCCGGUGCUGACAGAGAUUCCCCGGAUGUGGAUGCUGUGCUUGAAACACCAGAGGAGGAAGAACCCCUGGAUGUACCCUUUGGAGGAUCGCCCACAGCAUCCGGGAGAUUACGAGACCGAAUAGAGCGAUUAAGAAGGGAAUGUUUACGCGGAAUCGGCGAAGACCUGCUGAUAGAAGCGUAUAAUAUUAUUAACACCCAGGAAGAAGACUAUGUUGAGGAGGCCCUGGUUCGUCUGAUGGGAAGAGAAAAUUUUGAGAAAUAUGGUGGAACAGUUUGGCAGCUAAAGUUCCUUGAAGAAUAUAAAAUGCACUAAGCCGACUUUAAGGUCCUUAAAAGAACAUUAAACUCCUGUAGAUAUCUCGAUUAUUGCUGUUUUUCCAUAUCGCUGUCUAGAAGUGGAAUAUGAAGAGCGUAGCUUGUUCCAGCUCUUGGUUGAAGCGAGCGUUGAGCGGUAGUUGAUUUUUCAAAGAGAGGCCCCCUUUUUCGCCUGAUUUUGUUGACCGAGGGCUAUAAAUAUCGUUGCUCUCUCAACAGAGCGCGGGUACGAGGAGACUUCGCCAACAGUCAAUACUAAAAGUCAUGUACAUACUGAAGUUAAUUGAUCCUAAUUGAAAACGAAUUAAGAGAAAGGAGAAAUAAAUAUGUAUCAUUUCACAGA
Messenger RNA from Pocillopora damicornis (cauliflower coral), 2661 nucleotides. RefSeq lists its product as uncharacterized. Gene Ontology annotation, biological process: protein phosphorylation. The record is from RefSeq and is a predicted model, not a curated record. NCBI's taxonomy places the organism in Eukaryota, Metazoa, Cnidaria, Anthozoa, Scleractinia, Pocilloporidae. Gene Ontology annotation, molecular function: protein kinase activity; ATP binding.